AUGUAUCCAGGUUCCAGAAACUACAGUUAUAGAAACAAUAACUAUAAUAAUUCUAAUGAUAGAUAUGAGAGGUCUGAUUACCCCCCUCCACAACAACAGUAUGCAAGACCACCUGUCCCGCCACCAGGAUUUGUGAACCAUCGCGAUAAUAAUGGUUACUCUAGACCACCUUCACGUCCACCAAUGCAGCAACCCAAUAAGGGCUAUCAAAGUUAUGAAGAUAAUGGAUAUUAUCCAACACUAAAUAACCCACCACAUUCCAUUUCAAAUCCACAAUAUGAAAAUGCUCCAUCUCACUACUCCCAACCAACAUAUUUACAAGCACCACCACAAGAAGCACAAUCAUACAGUGUUAAUCAAACCAAUCAACAAUUUAGUUACUCCCAAUGUACUGGACGUCGUAAAGCCUUAAUUAUUGGUAUAAAUUAUUUUGGUUCAAAGAAUGAGUUACGUGGAUGUAUUAAUGAUGCGCAUAACAUUUUUAACUUUUUAACUACUAGAUACGGAUAUUCUGCAGAUGAUAUUGUCAUAUUGACUGAUGACCAACAAAACAUGGUCUCUGUACCCACUAGAGCCAAUAUGAUUAGAGCUAUGCAGUGGUUGGUCAAAGAUGCUCAACCUAACGAUUCCUUAUUUUUCCACUAUUCUGGCCACGGUGGAUUAACUAAGGAUCUUGAUGGUGAUGAAGAGAGUGGAUACGAUUCUGUUAUUUAUCCUGUGGAUUUUGAAAUCAAUGGACAUAUCGUAGAUGAUGAAAUGCAUGAAAUUAUGGUUAGACCAUUAUCACAAGGUGUAAGACUAACUGCUCUAUUUGAUUCGUGUCAUUCUGGUAGUGUCUUGGAUUUACCGUAUUGUUAUUCUACCAAAGGUGUAGUCAAGGAACCUAACAUGUGGAAAGAUGUUGGAUCUGGUGGGUUACAAGCAGCAAUGGCAUAUGCUACUGGGAAUAGAGCAGCUUUAAUCAGUUCGUUAACUAGUAUUGCUGGUGUUGUAAAGAACUCAAUGACUAAUAACGUGGACAGAGACCGUGUAAGGCAGUACAAAUUUUCUGCAGCUGACGUUGUCAUGUUUUCAGGUUCAAAAGAUGACCAAACCUCUGCUGAUGCAGUUGAAGACGGUAAGAAUAUCGGUGCUAUGUCAUGGGCAUUUAUCACAGUAUUGACUCAACAACCUCAGCAAUCUUAUUUAUCACUUUUACAAAACAUGAGACAAGAGUUAUCUGGUAAAUAUACUCAAAAACCACAGCUAUCGGCGUCACAUCCAAUGGAUGUAAACUUACAAUUUAUAUUUUAA
Molecule: messenger RNA, 1293 nt
Organism: Arxiozyma heterogenica
Lineage: Eukaryota; Fungi; Ascomycota; Saccharomycetes; Saccharomycetales; Saccharomycetaceae
Gene: MCA1
Product: Ca(2+)-dependent cysteine protease MCA1
Exons: 1
Coding region: 1-1293 (430 amino acids)
Biological process (GO): proteolysis
Molecular function (GO): cysteine-type endopeptidase activity
Source: RefSeq, a predicted model, not a curated record